This is a messenger RNA of Artibeus jamaicensis (Jamaican fruit-eating bat), 4624 nucleotides long. RefSeq names its product Ras and Rab interactor 2 (gene RIN2). The transcript has 14 exons. Lineage: Eukaryota; Metazoa; Chordata; Mammalia; Chiroptera; Phyllostomidae. Gene Ontology annotation, biological process: signal transduction; vesicle-mediated transport. The record is from RefSeq and is a predicted model, not a curated record. Gene Ontology annotation, cellular component: endocytic vesicle; cytosol. Gene Ontology annotation, molecular function: guanyl-nucleotide exchange factor activity; small GTPase binding. The coding region runs from base 403 to 3105 and encodes 900 amino acids.
CGCUCCUCCUCCGUGUUGUGGAAACCCGGCCCCGCUCGUCCGCCGGCCGCCGCUCGCCCCCCCGCCUCCGGGACCUGGGGGGGGACUGCCUGAGCGAGAUGGACACAAGAAAUCCGGACUUUUGAACUUCUACUGGAAAAGAUAAAAUGAGCAAGCCCUUUAAGAUGCUGGGGAGGUCGGGGCUGAACUAAUUUGGGAGAUGAGAGGAGAUGCUGGCAUCAAGGCUUUUAGCUGGCAUCUGGAAAGAUCCAUUGGACGUGCUGUGCUGAUUUUACAAGAAUCUGCUUUACAACUUCAGGGAAACCAGUAAAGAAGCAAGCUUUCACCAUCUAACUCUGGAGGAAUUUUACAGUCUCCCAAACUACGGAGUCCCAGGCAUGCAGUAGAGCCUCACUGGAGGAAAUGUCAUCUUGGACCAUGGGUACCCGCAGCCUGGACAAGAGAGAAAGUUUCUUUAAGCUUAUUGACACAAUUGCUUCGGAGAUCGGAGAACUGAAACAGGAGAUGGUGCAGACAGAUGUCAGCCUGGAAAAUGGCCUGGAACUCACUGAAGCCCACAGCAUGGUAAGACAUAAGGAUGAUGGCUAUUCCAAGGAAAAGGAUGUGAAGACCUGUCCCCGGGACUCUGGCUACGACAGCCUCUCCAACAGACUCAGCAUUUUGGACCGGCUUCUUCACACUCACCCCAUAUGGCUGCAGCUGAGUCUGAGUGAAGAGGAGGUGACAGAAGUCCUCCAGUCCCAGCCUCCGGGGAUCUUCCUGGUUCAUAAAUCCACCAAAAUGCAAAAGAAAGUCCUCUCACUUCGCCUGCCCUGUGAAUUUGGAGUCCCACUCAAGGAAUUUGCCAUAAAAGAAAGCACAUACACCUUUUCCCUGGAAGGCUCAGGAAUCAGCUUUGCAGAUUUAUUCCGGCUCAUUGCUUUCUACUGCAUCAGCAGAGACGUUCUUCCAUUUACCUUGAAGUUGCCUUAUGCCAUUUCAACAGCGAAGACUGAGGCUCAGCUUGAAGAACUAGCCCAGCUGGGAAUAAAUUUUUGGAGCUCUCCAGCUGACAACAAACCUUCAAACCCUUCACCUCCCCAUAGGACUGUCUCCUCCGACGGUGUUUGUCCUGCCUCCCGUCAGCUCUGCCUCAUAAAUGGAGUGCAUUCUAUAAAAACCAGGACGCCUUCAGAGCUGGAGUGCAGCCAGACCAACGGAGCCCUGUGUUUUAUUAAUCCUCUUUUCUUGAAAGUGCACAGCCAGGACCUCAGUGGAGGCCUGAAGCAGCCCUGCACAAGGACUCCCAACUCGAAUGGCACUGAGAGGCCUCGGUCACCCCCACCCAGGCCCCCGCCACCGGCUAUUAAUAGUCUGCACACAAGCCCUCAGCUGUCCAGGACUGAAACGCGGGUGAGCAUGCCAGAAACAGUCAACCAUAACAAACAUGGGAACGUAGCUCUGCUUGGAAUGAAACCAACCCCCAUCCCUCCACCCCGGCUGAAGAAGCAGGCUUCUUUUCUUCAGGCGGAAGGCAGCGCAAAGACCUUGACCGGCAGCCGGCCUUGCCAGGGCCAGGAGUGGGAGCUGGAGCAGGGGCAGGAGUCCUGCACAGCUGGCAGCCCAGGUGGCGCCCCGCCUGCAGAGGCCCUGGGGGAUUGCACAAGGGCCCAGGCCGCCUGCUCUGAAUCACGGCCCCGGUGGCAUGGAGGCAGACAGAGGCUCAGCGACAUGAGCAUUUCCACUUCCUCCUCUGACUCGCUGGAGUUCGACCACAGCAUGCCUCUGUUUAACUAUGAGGCUGACACCAACAGCAGCCUGGAGGACUAUGAAGAUGAAAGUGACCAGGAGACCAUGGCCCCCCCCAUCAAGUCCAAAAAGAAGAGGAACAGUUCCUUUGUGCUGCCCAAGCUUGUCAAGUCCCAGCUACGCAAAAUGAGUGGGGUGUUCAGCUCCUUCAUGACCCCGGAGAAGCGCAUGGUCCGCAGGAUCUCUGAGCUGUCCCGAGACAAGUGCACCUAUUUUGGCUGCCUGGUGCAAGACUACGUGAGCUUUCUGCAGGAGAACAAGGAGUGCCAUGUGUCCAGCACAGACAUGCUACAGACCAUCAGGCAGUUCAUGACCCAGGUGAAGAACUACUUGUCUCAGAGCUCGGAGCUGGAUCCCCCCAUCGAGUCGCUGAUCCCUGAAGACCAAAUAGAUGUGGUGUUGGAAAAAGCCAUGCACAAGUGCAUCUUGAAGCCUCUGAAGGGGCACGUGGAGGCCAUGCUGAGAGACUUCCACUUGGCCGACGGCUCAUGGAAACAACUCAAGGAGAAUCUGCAGCUCGUGCGGCAGAGGAAUCCACAGGAGCUGGGGGUCUUCGCCCCAACCCCUGAUUUUGUGGAUGUGGAGAAAAUCAAAGUCAAAUUCAUGACUAUGCAGAAGAUGUAUUCUCCAGAAAAGAAAGUCAUGCUGCUGUUGAGGGUCUGCAAGCUUAUUUACACUGUCAUGGAGAACAACUCAGGGAGGAUGUAUGGUGCUGACGACUUUCUGCCAGUCCUGACCUAUGUCAUAGCUCAGUGUGACAUGCUGGAACUGGACACAGAAAUCGAGUACAUGAUGGAGCUCUUAGAUCCUUCGCUGUUACACGGAGAAGGAGGCUAUUACUUGACAAGUGCCUAUGGGGCACUUUCUUUGAUAAAGAAUUUCCAAGAAGAACAAGCUGCAAGACUUCUCAGCUCAGAGACCAGAGACACCCUGAGGCAGUGGCACAAACGGAGAACCACCAACCGGGCCAUCCCCUCAGUGGAUGACUUUCAGAAUUACCUUCGAGUCGCAUUCCAGGAGGUCAACAGUGGCUGCACGGGCAAGACCCUCCUUGUGAGACCAUACGUGACCACCGAGGAUGUGUGUCAGCUCUGUGCAGAGAAGUUUAAAGUAGAGGACCCUGAGGAGUACAGCCUCUUCCUCUUUGUUGACGAAACAUGGCAGCAGCUGGCAGAGGACACUUACCCUCAAAAAAUCAAGGCUGAGCUGCACAGCCGGCCACAACCCCACAUCUUCCACUUUGUGUACAAGCGCAUCAAGAAUGAUCCUUACGGUAUAAUUGUCCAUAAUGGGAAAGGAGACUCCACCAAUUCAUAGAAGACACCUGGGACUUUCCAGCAGUGCUUUCAAAGGAGGGUGAGGAACCUAGCCUUCUGGCUUCCACGUGGUUGUGUUUGAAAAGCAGUCACCGCCUUGCAGACCCCUCAGUUCAGUGACUAAGCCAUCCACAGGCUGACUUGGCAGGACAUCUUUAGCCACAUUGCCCAAGCAAGGUAGCUGAGAUACAUGAAACAGUAGGAUUCUCCUUCAGAGAUGGAGAAUUGCAUUUUAUGGUCUAAGGGUCCUACAAUUAAUUCUUUGCUACCUACCUGCAGCCAAGUUCUAGGUGGAGUCACAAGUAUGUAUAUAUGCUGAAUAAACAUUUAAGGUACAACAAGCUCUUCUCUUGAAUUCAACAGUAGGUGUUUGACAAGGUUGGCCGAUGCAGUGCGUCAGGUAUUUUUGAGUUCUUUGGAUAGCUUCCUUCACCUUUUUCAUUUUUCCUUUUUAAAAAAAAAAUUUGCAAAGAACCUUUGUGUUUUUAUAUAUUUCAUAAAUUUUUAUAGCAGUUGCAGGUAAACUGUCAGGAUUGGUUUUUAAAAUAUUUUUGUAACUUUAAAAUAUUCUGUAAUUAUGCAUGUGAUUUUAACAUUUAAUAUUCAAAAAGAAAUCUCUUGCUGGAUUUGAGAGUAUUGCAUUAUACGAGUCUCUCUUCUAUAACUGGAUGUUUUGGCAACUUUGUGGGGAGAGACUGCUGGAUUUCUUAAACUGAUGUAUUACUGACACUGGCCUUUCGAAAUCUGAUGUACUGUUACCUUGUUCAUGCUAAGUGACAUUUGCUGUCUUGUGUUUAACCAAGUAAUGUUGAGGAUCAGGAAAGUAAUGAAUGUAGAGAAAGAUUGAGAGAGAAAUACAGGCUCUAACAAAGGACUAAGGAGUUAGUCGUUAGUCUGCAGGUUCAGACUCCUUGAAGAAAGUGGGAAAUGGAGAUGGAAGGAAUUUUUUAUGCUGAGAAUAUUGUAAAUAUGCAGUGAGAUUUGGCUAAUUUUUUCCGUGUUAUUUGCUCUUAGAAACAAUUUUGAAAACUCCAUGAGGAGAGAAACAAUAAGGAUAACACUUAUUUUUCUUUUCCACAUAAGUCAAAACUAAUAGCCUCAGAUUAUUUGGGACAGAAACCAAGUAAUGUCUACUGUGACUUUCAUUGAGUUAAAUAAGAUGCUGUUUAGAAAAGAGUUUUCAAAUGCACCAUAAAGGCCAUCUGAAUUUUAAGAAUGUAUGAUUAAGUAAAUUUAUGUUUUGUAAAAUCUGGUUAGGGAUACACAAAGUGUGAGAGUCUUGUAUCAGUGUACCACAGGUAGUUGCUAAAACAUGUUAUUGUACUGUGUAAAGAUGUGUAGUCAUCUAAUUUGAUUGGCAUUGUACCUUGUUCCUUUGUUAGCUUUUGUGAUACAUGCAGAACCUUCAGCACAUACUGUGUUGUACUUCCUUUUGUAAAUGAUUUUCAAAUGGAAUUUUGCACAUAAUACAUUGUAAUAUUGUACAAUAAUCAUGUGUGAAAAUAAUUUUUGAAAUAUUC